ACGGGAUCCAGGAAAAGCACAGCUCUACUAGCCCACUGCGAACGUCUGUCAGUGACCCCUGUGCUUGGCAUUGGGAAUCAUCCUGUCACCCACUCAUCCUGAUAUAUCCUGUAUAAUAGUCCCGCAUUUUACCAGCAAACACUGUCUGUGUGUUACCGGUGGAACAAAGAGAAAAGCGUAUACUGACCAAGGAAAAUAUGUGCAGUUUAGGAUCCUUCUUACAAAAGGGCAAGCUGGGCACGACAGCUGCUGUUGCAUGGCGAGGUCUGACGUCCUGUGCACAGGCGAAAGCUACAUUUGUUACUGGUCCACGUCAGACGGACACUACUUUCUAUGAAUUCCGCACGUAUACCAUAAAGCCAUCAAUGAUGAAUGAGUUCAUGAGACUUACUAACGAAAAUAUCCAUUUGCGUACUGCAUACUCAGAUCUGAUUGGCUACUGGACGGUGGAGCUUGGAGGACUGAAUAAGGUGUUCCACAUUUGGAAAUAUGACAGCUUUGCACAUAGAACAGAAGUUCGAACAAAGCUUUUCCAAGACAAAGAUUGGUUGGACAAAUAUAUAUCUAAAGCAAUACCCAUGGUAGACAAACAGGACAAUGAAAUUGUGUAUUUGGUACCGUGGUGCAAAAUGCAGACACCUGAAAAACAAGGGGUCUAUGAGAUGGUCACUUUUUCUUUUAAACCCGGAGGGCCUGCAGUGUGGGGUAAAUCGUUUAGGGCUGCUAUUUCAACCCAUGUAAACACUGGUUACACAAAGCUUGUUGGCUUAUUCAACACAGAGUAUGGAUUUCUUAACCAAGCCCAUGUACUUUGGUGGAAUGAAAACCCAGACAUCCGAGCAGCUGGCAGACAUUUGGCUCAUGAAGAUGCCAGGGUGGUAGCAGCUGUGAGAGAAAGUGUACAAUUCCUGGACUCUCAGAAGAAUAAACUGCUGAUUCCUGCUCCAUUUUCACCACUUAAAUAAAUUCCAGGAAUAAUGAUUUUACUGUGUUAUGUAUUAAAGUCAAGCACUUUACUUUAAAAUCUGCCACAUCAUCCUAUUUUAAUUAUCUAAAAAUAUAUAUAUUUGAAAUAAAAUUAAAGUGUCAAUA
Messenger RNA from Bombina bombina (fire-bellied toad), 1092 nucleotides. RefSeq names its product nipsnap homolog 3A (gene NIPSNAP3A). The transcript has 6 exons. Bases 198 to 965 code for a protein of 255 amino acids. NCBI's taxonomy places the organism in Eukaryota, Metazoa, Chordata, Amphibia, Anura, Bombinatoridae. Gene Ontology annotation, cellular component: mitochondrion. The record is from RefSeq and is a predicted model, not a curated record.